Molecule: messenger RNA, 2057 nt
Organism: Cuscuta epithymum
Lineage: Eukaryota; Viridiplantae; Streptophyta; Magnoliopsida; Solanales; Convolvulaceae
Source: the annotation of a GenBank genome assembly
CUUCAAUUCGUAUAGAAGAAUUGAAGUUGGGUAUAGUAUAAAUUUACUUGCUUCUGAUAUCCACUUUCAAAAUAGCCAAAACACAAACACCAGUUCCAAGGGACAAAACAAUUUAAGGAAUUGAAGAAAGAGGGAUCUAUAUUUCAGUCCAGCUGGUCAGACCAUGGCAGCCAUUUCAGUCUUCAAACCAACCAUUGAUGAAGUGAAAUGGGUCAAUGAAAGUUGGAUGACCAUCCAGACAGAGCACAUAAUAGAAAUCAAUUUCAGGGCUAAUAUCUUUCAAGUCCCUCAACUCUUAAAAGAAACCAAACCAGAAGCCUACACACCACACCUACUUGGCUUGGGACCGUACCACCAUCUCCGCCCUGACCUCCAUCACACCGGCCACCAGACAAAGCUUACCUUACACAAGAAAUUCAUGAAAAAAUCCCAAACCCCUUCCAAUAAUGUUCAAUACUUCCCCCAAGACUACCUCAAAAGGGUGCUGGAUAUCGAACCGGCGGUUCGAGCCUGCUACGACCAGUACUUGGAACUUUCAAGCGAGACCUUGGUGUUCAUCAUCAUCCUAGAUUCUUUCUUCUUGCUUGAUUAUCUGGGUUCCUACAAUGACAACACUGACGUUGCGAAUCUCCAACCCGGCCACAAAGAAGUUGCAAAGGAUAUUUUAAUGUUGGAGAACCAAAUUCCCUCACAAGCCCUUGUGGUGAUUGGCAAGGAGUUAGGGUUGUUCUCAACCGAAAAAGGCACAUUCACAGAAAUGUUGUAUUCCCAAGUCUUAUACUACUUCUGCAAAGCCCACUCUCCACUCCGGGUGUCGGAGAAGGGGUGGGCGCGCCGAUACAAGAGCAAUCACCUCUUGGCUCAUAUGCAUUGUCUCAUAGUCAAUAAAGCUCCUCCAAGUCCUAUCGGACCGCGCGCACAACCCAGCUUCCUAGAGCUGGGAACGGAGAUUCUAACUCUAUUAAACGAGCUAGGACUUGGAGGAGCCAUUGUUAAGCCACUUCUGUUUGGUUUUAAGGCCGCACAAGUCUUGGAGAGCAGCCUGUUGGCCCAGGCGGUUGUUGGGGGUAGUAAAGAACUGAAAGCGGCGUCGGGCAGUGGCGAAAGUGACACACCGCACGGAGUUGUUGUAGUUAGUCAUAUCAUUCCAUCUGCAUCGGAGCUGUCCGAGAAGCAUGGGGUGGAAUUCAGGGUGUUGGAGCUCAAUGAAGGGGUCAAACGUAUCAGAUUCGAGUCAUUCGAGCAAGAUCAUGCAAAACCAACGAUUUUCCUCCCGGAAAUCACGUUCAAAUACGAUUCUGAACUUGUGUUGAGAAACUUGGUGGCAUAUGAAGCUGCAGUUUCUACCCAAGAUAGUUUCUUGGAGCUGGGUGAGUACGUUGACCUGAUGAUUGACUUAUUGCAGACAGAGAAAGACGUUGGCAUGCUACGAGAGAAGGGAAUCAUAAAGGGAGAUGCGCUGGGUGAUGGAGAAGUCGUCGAAAUCUUCAAUGAGAUGGGUAAAUAUCGAGCUGUGGGUAAGUCGAGGAUGGUGUCAGCAAGCAAGAAGGUGGUGGUAGACGUGAAGGAGAUGGUGGAGAAAUGGGAGAAGAUGAACGAGAAGGCAUGGAAAAGGGUUCAAAGAUAUGUGGAGAAGGAGGUUAAGGAUCUGGUCAAGGUUAUGAGGAAACCUUGUACGGUCGGUCUUAAGUAUUUGCUGUAUAUAUUUUUGGCGGUGCUGGUAGUGUUGCAGAUUAUGCAAGCCUAUUGUCAAGUUUAUGGAUGCCGCAAAGUUGGUUCUCAAUCCGGCUAGCUACCAAACCCUAGCUACUUGGUAUCACAAGACCGGAGUUUGAACGUGGACUUUUAAUUAAAACUCCUGCUUUAUUUUCCUGUAUUUGAUUAUAUUCACACUUUUGAUGAAUUUCUCUAUUGUUUAUAUAAAGUUCUAAGUUGAUAAAAAAAAUCUACGGAUGUUUUCUUUUGGACUGAAAUUUGUUGGUCUAGUCUGAUCUGGUAAAUGUCUAAUAAAUGUUGUGUAUUUUAUAACUGUGAAAGUCAUGUCUGAUCUAAUCUCG